AAUUUUGUCAUUCAAAGUCACAAAUAUGGCUCUACCCAGCAAGUCCGGUGCCAAUAAGGGCACCAGCAAGUCUUCUAAAUCUUUCAAAUCUGGCGGCGCAUCCAAAGGUGCGAAGAAGACGGGGCCCAAGCCGGCCGCAACACAGCACAAGCCCAAGCCAAAUCUGCUUAACGAUAAGAAAAAGACUCUCGGCAAGCGCAAACCGCCACACUUGCGGUACACAGAGGCCGAAUUAAAGGUUCCACAGCUCAAUGGAAUCAGACCUGCCGGUGUCCAAAAGCCACCAAACGCAAAAAAGGGCAAAAACUUCGUCGACGACAAAGAGAGCAUGAAUGCCAUUAUGGCACUGGUCAUGGCGGAGAAGGAGGGCAACAUUGAGAGUAAGAUGAUGCGUGCGCGACAAAUGGAGGAAGUGCGCGAAGCACGACGUUUGGAGAUGGAGAAGCGGGCUGAGGGAAAGCGCGAGGGUCUAGAGGAGCGCAAACAGAACAUUAAGAAUGGCAGCAAGAAACGAAGACGUUCUGAGAGCGAGGUCGAGGUCACCAAGGAUAAAUCUGAAGAUGCGGAGCGAUCGCAAAAUUCGAAAAGAAAGCGGGUGAGCUUUGGUUGAAGCUCUUCUACGGGAGUGUGCUAUUGAACGAAAAUCUCCGCAUCACAAUAGUGAGGAUGCUCCGCCACAGUCAAUCACUCCUUCGAAACCACAUGCAAAGGACGGCGCAUGGGCUGGUAGACGAACGGCGCCUCGAAGCCACCAUGAGGGCCCUUGUGCUCCUCAGGUGCUUCAAUUUUGCUGAAGUCGACCUGUUUCCACAUGGCAUUGAGGAAAGCCAUAGUCUGACACGGAAA
This is a messenger RNA of Dissoconium aciculare CBS 342.82, 846 nucleotides long. RefSeq lists its product as uncharacterized. NCBI's taxonomy places the organism in Eukaryota, Fungi, Ascomycota, Dothideomycetes, Mycosphaerellales, Dissoconiaceae. Gene Ontology annotation, molecular function: mRNA binding. Gene Ontology annotation, biological process: ribosomal large subunit biogenesis; intracellular mRNA localization. The coding region runs from base 26 to 610 and encodes 194 amino acids. The transcript has a single exon. The record is from RefSeq and is a predicted model, not a curated record. Gene Ontology annotation, cellular component: preribosome, large subunit precursor; nucleolus.